Messenger RNA from Poecilia latipinna (sailfin molly), 3531 nucleotides. RefSeq names its product gastrula zinc finger protein XlCGF8.2DB-like. Gene Ontology annotation, cellular component: nucleus. The coding region runs from base 1278 to 2693 and encodes 471 amino acids. Gene Ontology annotation, biological process: regulation of transcription by RNA polymerase II. NCBI's taxonomy places the organism in Eukaryota, Metazoa, Chordata, Actinopteri, Cyprinodontiformes, Poeciliidae. The transcript is spliced from 2 exons. Gene Ontology annotation, molecular function: DNA-binding transcription activator activity, RNA polymerase II-specific; RNA polymerase II cis-regulatory region sequence-specific DNA binding. The record is from RefSeq and is a predicted model, not a curated record.
GUACCAGUUGUACAGACUGGUCAAAUUUUCAGCCACUUUCACAAUUACUUUAAAAGGGCAGUGAUAUGCAUUUUCAGACACAUUCUGACAUUUUCUCUUUUCCAUUUCUGCUCUAUGUAUGAAAACUUUUAAAUGCUGUAUUUGAAUCCUGGUGAGAUACUUAUUUUGCAUGUUAUUCCUAUCUGUGUGGGUUUUCUCUGAGUACUUGGGUUUCCUCUAACAAACAGUCCAAAAACAUUCAUGUUAAGUUAAUUGAUUUCUCUAAGUUGCCCUUAGUGAGUUUUUGUGUUUGCUGUGCUGUAAUCAUCUGCUAACCUGUCCAGGGUGAACUUCUCCUUUCUUCCAAUUUCCACUGGACUAACUGGAGGCCCUCCUACGUCAGGGGUAACAGAACAUGGAUGGGUGAAUCCUGAGCAAAGUAUUUUUCACCAGGAUGAGAAAAGAAACAUUUUGUCACAAUGAAAUAGAAAUAAUAUGUUAUCUGGUAAAAGCUUAAAAUAUGCACUUUUAAUUUAAAAAACAACAAAACUGCCUGCUGGUUAGGAUCAAAAUGCUGAUUCUUCUCAUUUACAUUUAUUGGUUUAUUAGUUUCAUCAACACACAUUCAGUAAAUUAGAAUAUUAAGUGUAUUUGAGUAACUUAAUUUAAAGAAUGAAUCACAUUACAUAGAUGAAUUUAAGACAGAACUUUUUUUCAAGCUUUUAUUUCUUACAGCUUACAUCUUACAGCUAAUGCAAAAUUUAAAAUGAGAUUAUUUCACCAGACCAAUAAAAACAUUUUAGAACAGAAAUGUGGGCUGAAUAAAAAAGUGUUUUAUUCUUGCUUAGAGGUUAUUUUCAAAAAAUAUAAAAUAGCUAACAAAUAGCAUAAUCUGAAUGCAUAUUUUAAUUUACUGAAUACAAAUGUAACUACUGCUACCGUUUAGCUUUAAAGAGCGGUUAAGAUCGAGCUUUUUAUUUUGAAGGUCAAUCUGACCCGACGAAUAGCGGAAGUAGUUGUCGCCUAGCAGCAAAAGCUAAGCGAACACAAACUUUUGUUUCUUCCCUUUUGAAGCUAACAUGUCUCCGUUCAGUCGGCUUUAUGAGUGUAUUUUUACUGAAUUACCUCCCGUUAGUUUUAGCUUAGCUCGUUAGCUAGAAGCAGACAGGAAAACAGCGAGUCAGAGUCGGGUUAAUGUAGAACAGACUGUUUCUGAUGUAUUGGGAGAGAAACGUUUUAUUUUUAUUUUAUGAAAACAUCAGAAGGUCUCAGUGUAUGAGAGAAAACAACUACCAGAGAUGGAGGAACCAGCACAUGACGUCCAGCAGCUGCUGGUGAUCAAAAAGGAGGAGGAAUGGAGUCCCAUCCUGGAUCAGGAGGACCGGAAACCUCCACAGAUUAAAGAGGAACAGGAGGAGAAUGAGAUUAUUGAGUUAAUAUUCAAUCCAGUUCCUGCGAAAAGUGAAGAUGAUGAAGAGAAACCUCAGCUCCCAGAGCUUCAUCACAGCCGAACCAAGGAAACCGAAUACCUUGUGGAACCAGAUCAAUGUUUAGAAUCAGAUGGUGAAGAAGAAACUUCUGAUUCUUCAUCAGAGUCCUCAGAAACGGAUGUCAGUAAUGGAAACUGGGAGGAGAGCAGUGAAGCUCACUCAGGUUUGGGGUCUGGAACCAAUAACACAGAUUCAGUUUGUAAGAAAGGUAAAAAGUUACAUCCCUGCUCUGAGUGUAAUAAAACGUUCAGUUGUAGACAAUAUUUGAUAGAACACAACAGAAUCCACACUGGAGAAAAACCGUUUAGUUGCUCCAUCUGCGACAAAAGCUUUAGUUUAAAAAAAACCCUGAAAAGACACACAAUAACACACUCUAGCGAAAGGCCUUUCAGCUGCUCGGUCUGCAGCAGAAGUUUCAAGUAUAAGUCACAUCUAUCUUCCCACAUGAUUGGUCAUACUGGAGAAAAACCUUACAGCUGUUCUGUUUGUAAGGCAGCUUUCCAAAGAAGACAAAGUUUAGUGGAACAUACCAGAAUCCACACUGGGGAAAAACCUUAUAGCUGCUCUGUUUGUAAGGAAUCUUUCCCAACAAGACAGCGCUUAGUGAACCACACAAUGGCACAUACUGGAAAAAAACCUUUCAGCUGCUCCAUCUGCGACAGAAGUUUUAGAAGGAAAAUAUCUUUGACUCACCACAUGAAGACGCACAGUGAAGAAAAAUCUUUCAGCUGCUCCAUCUGUAGCAAAGCUUUUAUCUCCCAGGGAUGCUUACAAAAACACAAAAUCAUACAUGCAGAGGAACGAUCUUACAUAUGUUCUGUGUGUAAUGCAGGUUUCAAAACUAAAAAAAAUUUGGUGGAACACACAAGGAUCCACUCUGGGGAAAGACCUUUCAGCUGCUCGGUCUGCGGCCGAAGCUUCAAAUGCAGGUCCUAUUUAUCCUCUCACAUGGUCGGUCAUGCUGGUGUAAGACCUUACAGUUGCACUGUCUGUAAGAUGGCUUUCAUGAGGAAACGCAAUUUAAAGGAACACACAAGAACCCACACUGGAGAGAAACCUUACAGCUGCUCUGUCUGUAUGGCGGUUUUCCUGAGGAAACAUACUUUAGUGCAACAUGAAAGAGUUCAUACUGGGGAGAAACCUUACAGCUGCUCUGUUUGUAAGGAAACAUUUAAGUGGAAAAACACAUUCAACAAUCAUGUAAGACUGCACACAGAUCAGUAACACAGACUGUGGUCAAAACUUCAGGCAGUCUUUGAUAUUGGAUUUGGAGAAUGAAGUGUCCGUUCACAUUUAAGCUCGUCUGUCUCAACAUCUCUUUCAAGGAAAUAAACCUCACAGGACUGGAACUUAAGCUAAAGGGAAGCUGCGUAAUGUAACUGUGGUAACAUCAUAUGUUGUUUAUGGAAUUAAAUAUUACAAGAUAUAUUUAAAUCAAUUUAAACAAACUUGAUUUGUUUAAAUCGAAUCUUGACCCAAUUAGACCCUGUUUAAGAAGGAUUCUUUAUAAAAUCUGGAAAAUUACAGACAACCCUGAGCAUCCUCUUUAUGAGACUCUUAUACAACAGAUUGUUUUUGGCCCUCCAGCCAUCAAGGACUGAACUAUAGGAAACAAAGACCUGUGUGGUUUCUUUUUAGCAUCCCGCCGACAUCAGGAAGACUAUGUGUAACUUCCUCCUCUACUUAGCUGGCGAAGGGAGGUCUGCUAACCACAAGCCCUUGAUAUAAUAAAUAUACAGUGUCUGUGCAUCCACUGUAUGGAUUUUGGCCUUAUUUAUAAUUCUGCUAACGGGAUCUUUGAAUUAUAGAGGGAAUAUGAAUCGUCACGCUGCAUCAGCAUCCGCUGCACUGCGCAGCAGAUUUAAUUGCUUCUACUUUUACUUCUAUAAUUUUGUUUUACUUUUUAGUAGUUUUACUUUUCACCAUUAUUUCAUCUUUAGCUUAGUCGUUUAAUUGAGUGUGGCUAGUUUAGUAAGUUUUUAAAUUAAAGUAUUUACCUGUGACAUUCUGUGUAAACUUCUGGUUCUGCAAGAAAAGGGCUGAAUAAAUGAAAAGCUUACUU